Argiope bruennichi is the source of this 4100-nucleotide messenger RNA. Its product is annotated as eukaryotic translation initiation factor 3 subunit A-like. NCBI's taxonomy places the organism in Eukaryota, Metazoa, Arthropoda, Arachnida, Araneae, Araneidae. The record is from RefSeq and is a predicted model, not a curated record. The transcript is spliced from 4 exons. Bases 147 to 2858 code for a protein of 903 amino acids.
GUCCCAUUAAGCAACUUUGGAAAGUGAGAGAAACGAUUCAAAAACCGCAGCGAAAUGAGCCGCCGAAAAAGCUUCGUUUUCCUCCAAACCGGCUGACCCUCCGGCGACCUCCUAAUAUACCCGACGGUCGAGUGGUCGGUCGGGCAAUGGGCUCGCUGAAGAGCACUUCAUCCACACGCUGCCGCUAUGCUGGCUGCUUCGUUCUAGGCUUCGUGGUCGCUUCACUCACCCUCGCAGCCAUGUUUUGGAUCAUCUGGUGUUAUUUUGGGCUGACUAUUGUUCAGAUCUCAGACACUCAGCGACGAGCCCUCGUCAACUAUUCCUACACAACCGCUAAACCUCCCACAACUUCGAGUCCCAAUAAUCGAACGGAGGUAGAUGGGGCCCUUGAGAGUUCCCUCAACGCUAUCUCGAAGACUUCAGUCACUCCUCCGUCACCACCCAGAAGAAGGAGUGACUCAUCCGUAGAUUUGGCAAAGGGAGAUUUUGCCGCAAGGCUGCCAGGUGGCGCUAUGCAGAAUUCAACAAGACGAGAAUCCAUUUCGUCUUCUGUGACGACUUCUGCUCACGAUCGAAAAGCAUCCAUUCUGAGUGGAGGGGAGGAGAGUGACUUGCACCCUCGAAAGAUUUCCACAUCGAACAAUGAGAACAGAGCCCACGAAGGGAGUCUUUCAGACAUUAAACCCACACAAACUUAUGCUCCUGCACAGUCAGAUCCUCUUCCUACAUCUUCCAAAGACGACAGAAGACCUAUUGCCAGAGAUUCGGAUCGGAAAGAUGAGAUCCACAGCUCGAAACCCUCAUAUCGAGAUCCUGACUUCGAGCGUGAGCCGCCUGCGAGAAGAUCUCAACCAGGACGGCGCAGAUAUGACGACGAAGACGAUUACGAGGAUAGAGGAUCUGCAAGUCGAUAUGAUAAAAGUGAUAGAGGGAGAGAUACCGACGAUCGGUACUCCAAAGGAGAUACAAGAGUUUAUCCAGACGAAAGACCAAGACUAGAAGACAGAUACCCACCCAGAGACAGUGAUAGGCGGAGAGGAGAUGACAGAGACCGUGAGGAUCGGUACCGAGAUAGAGAUGACAGAUAUAGAGAUUAUGAUGACCGAUACAAAGACCGUGAUGACAGGUAUCGUUACAGAGAUAAUCCGUAUAGGGAUGAGGACAAAUACAGAAAUGACAAACCUUACCUAGAUGAAGAUAGAAAUCAACGAAGAGAUCGGUUUGAUUAUGAUGAUAGAUACUCGUCAAAAGAUGAUCGAUAUCGAUAUGAUGAUCGUUACCGUCCAAGGGAUGAUAGAUAUCGAGAUGAUGAUGAUAGGUACGUAUACGAUGACAAGAGAGACAGAUACAUACCAAGAGAUGAUGAAGAUCGAUAUGUUCGAUCUAGGGACAGAGAUUACAGAGAACCAAUCUCAAGUAGCAGAGUUGAUAUUCCAUCGGAUAGAAAGAGUGGAAAGCCUGAAGAUGCACGUCGGCCUACUGAAUAUGAUAUACCUGUUCGUGAUAGACCGCGAAUUUCGUAUAUUGAUGAAUCUAAAACAGAUGAUCGAUAUAUCUAUCGAGAUGAUGAUGAAUUUCGGAGACCGUCUAAAUAUGAUGAUCGGGACAGAAUAUCUCCUACAAGAACAAGAGAUGAAGCCUAUAUUUCUCGGUCAACUGUACCAAUAUCCCGAUCCAGGGACGACACAUACAAGUCAGGAUCUAGCAUAAUCGACGAACGGAAGAGAGAUGACGAUCGUUAUUCGAACAAUAGAGACAGACCAAAAUAUUAUGAUGAUGAUGAUCGCCGGAUAGAAGAAUCACGAUAUAUUUCACCCUCGUCAGUUCGUGAAACUGAUAGUACUAGAAAAGAUGUCAACAGAGACGAUUAUCGUACAAGAUUACCAGACGACAAAAAAAUAGAUGAUGUAGGCAUAGAAAGGCGAUCUUAUUCUGCGGAAGAAGAAGAGUAUAGAAGACAAAAUUCAAGGACGAGAUAUUACGAUGACACAGAUAGAAAACCUUCAGGAGAUUCAAGGCGAGAUUAUCGAACUGAUGACGAUUAUCCCAGACGUACGAGACCUGAUGAUGACGAAUAUCGUAGAAGCAGACCUAGAGGUGACUACGACACAGACAAAUCUCGUGAUCCUGAAGUAUAUGAUCGAUCCAUCGAUGACGAUGACAGAGCUUCAAGGAGAUAUUUACCAGAAUAUGAUGAGCCGAGAAGGAGAAGUGACGCAGAUACCGGUCUUCGUAAAGAAUCUUACCCUCGAGAUGUCAUAGAUGAAGACAGAAUGUCCAGACGUCCAGAAGGAAGACGACCUUUACCACCACCAAAAGAUCGACGAUACGAUGAUGAUAUUCCACCUAGACGGCCGAUAUCCGAUGACAGACCUUUCCGAUCCAGACCAGAUACUAUCGAUGAUCGACCACUAAGACCCGCUAUUGAUAGAGCAUCAGAAGAUGGCCGCCGAUACAGAGACGAUACAUAUUUGGAAGAUGACAGACGUUAUAAAGAUGAAGCAUUGGUAAAUCCAGAUGAAUCAUCCAGGUAUGGUCCUCCUAGAUCUGAAAAGAGAGAACCUUUUGUAAGUUCACCAACGUCACCACGUGAUACUGUUUCACGGGAAAAGAGAUAUCAUAAUUCUGGAAGAACCCUCGAUGACUAUGGCAAUGAAGAGGAAAGACCAAUUAACACGAGGGAUGUCAUCGAUGCCGCCCUCAAACAUUCGGACUCACCUGUCCAAAAUCACCGGAAGGUGUCCUAUCCUAUUUUCGAUCCGAGGAUUUCCAAUUUAACUUCGCCGGAUUUUAUACCACCUAGUGACAGGAGAGGAACGACAAUCAUGUCAAGGAGGCGAAGAAGUCGUACUUAUUGAAAUGAGAUAUGAUAAAAAGUACUUAUCUAUCUGUAAAAUACAAAUAGCAAAUAUUAGUUAUCAGAUAGACUACAGACAACAGAUUUUCAUUUCAAGAAAGCCAGCUCAAUUUUUCAGUUUCAACUCUCAUUACAGUAUAGUGAUAUUUUCUAGAUAUAGUCUAACUUUAGAAUAUAUCUGAUUUAAAUAUAUUUUGACUGUUGGAAAUUUGCCUGUAAUGACAAAACAAUCCACAGAAUAAUUUAUCCACAUAGCUAGGAGCAGAAAGAAAGUUUAUUAAAGAAAAUGAAUGAAUAUUAUAUUCAAGAAAUUAAAUUUGGUUAUUUAGGAUUUAAAAAAAUGCCUAUUAAUAUCACGGAAUAUAUUAAUCAUAUUACUAAAUUAGAAAUAACAUGACGCUCUUCUGAAUUUGAAAUGAUCUGGAAUCAAAGAAAAACAUAUUUACAAUAAAAUACGAGGACAUCAUAUUUAUAUGAAUCAAUUAUUAUUCUUUUAGAAUUUCGCCAAUUUUUUAGAAAACACUAAAUGGCAAUACAACGUUGAUUCAUUCAAAGAUACUUUGCAACGUAGAUUUGUACGAAUCUUUUCAACUUAUCCCCAUUCCUUUCCAACGUAGAAUAAUUGCAAAGGUACUUUGCAACUGUUUAAAUUUAUCUCAAUCUAUUCUAAAUUUUCUAUUCUUUUUCAAAAAAAAAAAAAGUAAAAUAUAUUUUAAAAGGAUUUUUAUUCGUCUUAAAUAUGGCCAUUUUGCAAUGAUUAAUUAAAUGAAAGAAAAGUCUGUUGUAAAAACAAAAAUAUUGUCUCAAAAUAAUUUACUUUCAGCCAUGAUAAAAAAUAAUAAGAAAAAAUGAUCUUUGAGUGUUUCGUAACACAUAAGGUGAAGAUAGAGGGGAAGGGAUAGAUGAAAGAUUUAAAAUGCAAUAAAUAAAAUUUUAAUAUAAAUAAAAAUAAAAAUAAUAAUAAAAAUUAAAUACUGACAAAAAAUUGCAUUUUUAAGCUAAAAUUUACUUUAAAUCCAAAAGAAAAUUGUAACUGUCCUUUAAAUUAGAGCUCCUCACACUGAAUUUGUAAAUAGAUUAUAAUGUUUAUGAAAAUGUCUUUAUGUAGAGCUUCUUGUAGAGAAGCUUUUUUGUUUAUAUUCAUCCUUAUAUUGCUUCUUUUCUUUUGAAGCUGAUAUUAUUGUUUUUUAUUCACUUGACACAGUUUAUUUAUGUAUUGAAAUAAACAUUAUUCUUUUUGUAA